AUGUGUUUUGAGUUUAAGGGUUUGUCAAGGGAAGAUAUGGGUGUGAACCAGUUAAAGUCCAUGGUUACUCUUAUGUUGAGAUUGACCAGUAGAGAAAAUCUAGACCUACUGUGGUUUAUUGAACCUUGUUUACCAGAUUCCAUAAUUAGGGAUGAAGAGUUUUGUUUUUUCUGGGAUAGUGCACAAGAAGAUGUGAAUGAGUCACAGCCUCCUCCACCUCAGUUGACACCCAAAAAUAAUGUGACUCCAAAGAAGCCAGUUCAAGAUGCAACACACGCUAGUGUGGUAGAAGAUUUGUUAACAAUUGCCCAAGAGUACAAGAAAAGUGAUGAGUAUGUCAUGCACUUGAAGAAUAUUGAAGAAUAUGAAUGUAAUCCUGAUGAUGACCUGAAAAAUGUAAGAAGAGCUGAGAAUGGGUAUCUUUCAGAUGGUACUGCAAGUGAGAUAAGUGAUGGUGAUGAUGCUCAAGGUGAUGCUGAAAGUGAUUGUGGUGAUCCAAACUUUGGUGAGGUGGAGGUUGAGAGUGACAAGGAAGAGGACCAUUAUGGGGACUUGAUGGAUUCUUCAUCUGACAAAGAAGAAGAAGAAAAAGAUGAACCAGUUGGGAUUGAAGUUGUAGUAUCAAAACAUUGCUCUGAGUCCAAUGGGCCUAAAUGUACAAAGCCUCAUGAUAACACAAUGUUUGAGGAAGAAUGUGCAGAGCAUUUAAGGAAGACGCAUGGUACUGCAAGUGAGAUAAGUGAUGAUGAUGCUGCUCAAGGUGAUGCCGAAAGUGAUUGUGGUGAUCCAAACUUUGGUGAGGUGGAGGUUGAGACUGACAAGGAAGAGGACCAUUAUGGGGACUUGAUGGAUUCUUCAUCUGACAAAGAAGAAGAAGAAAAAGAUGAACCAGUUGGGAUUGAAGUUGUAGUAUCAAAACAUUGCUCUGAGUCCAAUGGGCCUAAAUGUACAAAGCCUCAUGAUAACACAAUGUUUGAGGAAGAAUAUGCAGAGCAUUUUAAGGAAGACGCGUACGAAGCUGAAGAGAUGUUCCCUGAGGAUGGUACUGCAAGUGAGAUAAGUGAUGAUGAUGCUUCUCAAGGUGAUGCCGAAAGUGAUUGUGGUGAUCCAAACUUUGGUGAGGUGGAGGUUGAGACCGACAAGGAAGAGGACCAUUAUGGAGACUUGAUGGAUUCUUCAUCUGACAAAGAAGAAGAAGAAAAAGAUGAACCAGUUGGGCUUGAAGUUGUAGUAUCAAAACAUUGCUCUGAGUCCAAUGGGUCUAAAUGUACAAAGCCUCAUGAUAACACAAUGUUUGAGGAAGAAUAUGCAGAGCAUUUUAAGGAAGAGGAAGCUGAAGAGAUGUUCCCUGAGGAUGGUACUGCAAGUGAGAUAAGUGAUGAUGAUGCUGCUCAAGGUGAUGCCGAAAGUGAUUGUGGUGAUCCAAACUUUGGUGAGGUGGAGGUUGAGACUGACGAGGAAGAAAAAGAUGAACCAGUUGGGCUUGAAGUUCUAGUAUCAAAACAUUGCUCUGAGUCCAAUGGGCCUAAAUGUACAAAGCCUCACGAUAACACAAUGUUUGAGGAAGAAUAUGCAGAGCAUUUUAAGGAAGAGGAAGCUGAAGAGAUGUUCCCUGAGGGUGUUACUUUUCUUCCAAUGGAUCCUCAUAACCUGGUAAAGGGAAAUAAAUUUGUUAACAAACAUGCAUUCAAGAAAAGUUUGAGGGCCUACUAUGUGAAGCAUAAACACCAGGUUAAGUUAAGUGAUGGUACUGCAAGUGAGAUAAGUGAUGAUGAUGCUGCUCAAGGUGAUGCCGAAAGUAAUUGUGGUGAUCCAAACUUUGGUGAGGUGGAGGUUGAGACUGACAAGGAAGAGGACCAUUAUGGGGACUUGAUGGAUUCUUCAUCUGACAAAGAAGAAGAAGAAAAAGAUGAACCAGUUGGGAUUGAAGUUGUAGUAUCAAAACAUUGCUCUGAGUCCAAUGGGCCUAAAUGUACAAAGCCUCAUGAUAACACAAUGUUUGAGGAAGAAUAUGCAGAGCAUUUUAAGGAAGACGCGUACGAAGCUGAAGAGAUGUUCCCUGAGGAUGGUACUGCAAGUGAGAUAAGUGAUGAUGAUGCUUCUCAAGUUGAUGCCGAAAGUGAUUGUGGUGAUCCAAACUUUGGUGAGGUGGAGGUUGAGACCGACAAGGAAGAGGACCAUUAUGGAGACUUGAUGGAUUCUUCAUCUGACAAAGAAGAAGAAGAAAAAGAUGAACCAGUUGGGCUUGAAGUUGUAGUAUCAAAACAUUGCUCUGAGUCCAAUGGGUCUAAAUGUACAAAGCCUCAUGAUAACACAAUGUUUGAGGAAGAAUAUGCAGAGCAUUUUAAGGAAGAGGAAGCUGAAGAGAUGUUCCCUGAGGAUGGUACUGCAAGUGAGAUAAGUGAUGAUGAUGCUGCUCAAGGUGAUGCCGAAAGUGAUUGUGGUGAUCCAAACUUUGGUGAGGUGGAGGUUGAGACUGACGAGGAAGAGGACCAUUAUGGGGACUUGAUGGAUUCUUCAUCUUACAAAGAAGAAGAAGAAAAAGAUGAACCAGUUGGGCUUGAAGUUCUAGUAUCAAAACAUUGCUCUGAGUCCAAUGGGCCUAAAUGUACAAAGCCACACGAUAACACAAUGUUUGAGGAAGAAUAUGCAGAGCAUUUUAAGGAAGAGGAAGCUGAAGAGAUGUUCCCUGAGGGUGUUACUUUUCUUCCAAUGGAUCCUUAUAACCUGGUAAAGGGAAAUAAAUUUGUUAACAAACAUGCAUUCAAGAAACAUUUGAGGGCCUACUAUGUGAAGCAUAAACACCAGGUUAAGUUAAGUGAUGGUACUGCAAGUGAGAUAAGUGAUGAUGAUGCUGCUCAAGGUGAUGCUGAAAGUGAUUGUGGUGAUCCAAACUUUGGUAAGGUGGAGGUUGAGACUGACAAGGAAGAGGACCAUUAUGGGGACUUCAUGGAUUCUUCAUCUGACAAAGAAGAAGAAGAAAAAGAUGAACACGUUGGGCUUGAAAUUGUAGUAUCAAAAGAUUAG
Messenger RNA from Papaver somniferum (opium poppy), 3027 nucleotides. RefSeq names its product protein starmaker-like. The record is from RefSeq and is a predicted model, not a curated record. NCBI's taxonomy places the organism in Eukaryota, Viridiplantae, Streptophyta, Magnoliopsida, Ranunculales, Papaveraceae. The transcript has 26 exons. The coding region runs from base 1 to 3027 and encodes 1008 amino acids.